Molecule: messenger RNA, 1968 nt
Organism: Lachancea fermentati
Lineage: Eukaryota; Fungi; Ascomycota; Saccharomycetes; Saccharomycetales; Saccharomycetaceae
Source: the annotation of a GenBank genome assembly
AUGGCAUUGGAGGAAUACGAGAGAACCACCAGUUCAGAUGGUGGGAAUGCUUCCCUGAAACUGGUAUGGGAUUCAGAAAAAGAUAAUUUCUUGUUAGACUCUCUUCUGCCGUUCCUAGCCUCUCAAGCCGGAUUGGAAGGUGAAUUGACCUCUGAAAAGUACGAAGAGAUCUUACAGAAAUACAGCGUUGUGGUCGAAAGUGAUGAUGACGACCAGAAGUGGACUUCUCGUGCAAAGACGUGGGAAUUAUUGAAGAUUUUAAAUUUUGCAGACGCGUUCCAAGAUAUUUUCCAAGAUGAGGUAGUUACAGAUGAAGAUGAGCCUUCUGCCAAGAGAAGAAAUGAGGAGUCACAUAUACAACUUGGGUCACCCUUGAAGAAACUCAAGCAAUCUGAUACCUUGCCUAUCCGAACUUUUUCACAUGAUUUACAGCUACCCACCCCGCUCGCUACCAUGCAUGCGAAAAGCCCGGUUGGUAAUUUUCAACCAGAAGAACGUGUAAAGCUGGAAAGUCUUUUACAACAUAUUCUCUUUCCUGACACGCAAACGCUGCAAUUUGAUGCAGUGUUGCAGGACCUAAACAACUCUUAUCCAACUGCCCCUCUCAAUUUAAAUUUACCUAUAGAUGAGCAUGGGAAUACACCUUUACACUGGCUUUGUUCGAUUGCUAAUAUCCGCUUAAUCAAAGAUUUUAUUGAGCAUCAAAGUGACCGACUGCUAGGGGAUAAAUCGGGUGAAUGCCCGCUGGUGAAGGCAGUCAAAUCCGUCAAUAACUACGAUUCCGGAACUUUUGAAGAACUACUUGAUUACCUUUAUCCCUGCCUCAUACUUGUUGAUGAGAUGGGACGAACUGUGCUUCAUCACAUAGUUAUAACCUCUGGGAUGCCUGGAUGCGCGGCUGCUGCUAAAUAUUAUCUUGAUAUAUUGAUGGGGUGGAUAGUGAAAAAGCAGUCUCGCGAAAUCGAUGGGGAACUAGAUGCAAUCAUCUCUACUUUGGACUUGAAAUGGUUUAUCAGUCAUAUUCUCAAUGCGCGUGAUGUCAACGGUGAUACUUGUUUAAACAUCGCUUCACGUUUGGGAAAUGUUUCCAUCGUAGAAGCUCUGCUUGAUUACGGUGCAGAUCCACAAAUCUCUAACAACUCAGGGCUGCGCCCUGUAGAUUUUGGGGCUGGUACUGCUAAAUCUGAUAUGAAAUCAACUCAAGUUCCAAAUGUAAACUCACCUUCAACUGCAGGUCCAGACUCCUCGGUUCUGAUAAACAAUAUACAGUCCCUAUUGAACACUAUUUCGCAAGAUUAUGAUAUGGAGAUAAAACAACACAAUGAACAACUUGCUAAACUGCACUCGGAUCUAAGUGCUCAACGUGAACUUUUGGCCUCUUCUAGAGACAAGUUAGCAAAAUCGAGGCAAUUGCGCGACGAAUAUUCCCAACUGACGGAACAAGUGGCUAAUAUUCGGCAUGCCAUAAAUGAGGAAGAUGCAAAUUUCAAGAAAGUGAGCGCUGUGCUAGGAAUUGAUGAUGAAACUUUCGACAUGGCGGAAUUUGAUGCCGAUGAACCUUUUCGCAUCGAUUUCAUAUACGAGUUUCUCGAAAAGAAGCUACAAACAGAAUAUCAUGGGGAUUUACAACAGCUGCUAGAGUCAAAAUCAUUGGAAUCGUUAGCUGCUCAACUGCUGGAGGAAAAUUCGGGUAAGGAAGAGAUUAUUCCACCUGCAAUACUUUUACGUGCGCGUAUUUGUGCCUACGAAAGAAAUGAAGAGAAUUUGAAUAAAACUUUGAAUGAAGUUCAUGAACGUCAAGCUGACCUCGAAGGAAGAUUCAGAAGAGUACUUUCGCUCUGUCUAAAAGUUGACGAGGAUAAAGUUGAUGGAAUGCUUGAUGGUCUUCUACAAGCAAUCUCCACUGAGGAUCCAGAAGACGUUGAUACUGACGAAAUGCAAGAUUUUUUGAAAAAGCAUGCAGUUUAA